Knipowitschia caucasica is the source of this 1863-nucleotide messenger RNA. Lineage: Eukaryota; Metazoa; Chordata; Actinopteri; Gobiiformes; Gobiidae. The record is from the annotation of a GenBank genome assembly.
AUGGCUUUUGCGAUCGAAGAAAUCAACCAUAGUUUAGAUCUGCUGCCCAAUGUAACGCUCGGCUACAGUUUGUAUGAUAACUGCGCCACACUUAUUAUUGGAUUCAGCGCAGCCUUUUCGAUGGCCAGUGGGGAGGAGGAAAAGUUUCUCCUCAAAGACAACUGCACAGGCACAAAAUCUGUUCUUGGCAUUGUGGGCGAUUCCUUCUCAACAUUUUCUAUUGCCACGUCAGAUGUCACAGGAUUAUUCAGGUUACCUCUUGUCCGAGCCAUGAUUCAGAUACUGAAGCGUUUUGGAUGGCGUUGGGCAGGACUACUGGUCAGUGAUGACGACUAUGGACUUCAUGUUGCACGGUCGUUUUCCUCAGACUUGGCUCUGGCUGAAGGAGGCUGCCUCGCGUACACAGAAGUCUUACCGUGGGGGAGAAACCAGGCCGAGCUGAGUCGGAUUGUAAACGUUAUGAAGAAAUCCACUGCUCGUGUGGUUAUUGUAUUUGCUCAUCAGAUCCAUAUGAUCCAACUCAUGAAGGAGGUUGUGGUGCAGGAUGUGACUGGUCUGCAGUGGAUUGCAAACUCCAUGGAGUGCAGCGUGUGUCCAGAGGACUUCUGGUCCAGUCCUGCUCGUGACCAGUGUGUUCCUAAGAAAACUGAGUUCCUGUCCUACCACGAGCCUCUGGGCAUCUGUCUGACCACAGCCUCUCUGAUCGGAGUAUUUAUUUGUGCUGUCGUAUUUGGUAUUUUCAUUUAUCACCGCAGCACGCCACUCGUCAGAGCCAAUAAUUCAGAAAUGAGCUUCUUGCUCCUGGUGUCACUCAAACUGUGUUUCUUAUGCUCGCUGCUGUUCAUUGGACGCCCCAGACUGUGGACAUGCCAGCUGAGACAUGCAGCGUUUGGGAUCAGCUUUGUGCUGUGUGUCUCUUGUAUUCUGGUGAAAACCAUGGUGGUGCUGGCUGUGUUCAAGGCCUCCAAACCAGGAGGUGGAGCCACCUUAAAGUGGUUUGGUGCUUUACAGCAGAGAGGAACCGUAUUUGUUCUAACGAAUCUCCCUGAUAAUUUCAAUGAGGCCAAGUUCAUCACUUUCAGCAUGCUGAUCUUCUGUGCUGUGUGGGUGGCUUUUGUCCCAGCUUAUGUCAACUCUCCAGGGUUCCGACAUGCAAUGACCAUGGCUUUUUCUGUUGAAGAGAUAAACAACAACAGUCAGCUUCUCCAGAACGUGACGCUGGGUUACAGUCUGUAUGAUAACUGUGCCACUCUCAGCGUCGGCUUCAGUGCAGCUCUGGCUAUGGCCGCUGCUCAGACAGAGAGCUCUGUGCUGGAGGAAAACUGCACAGGGAUUCCUCCUGUGAUUGGUAUUAUUCAUCAAUUCUGGGAGCACACAUUUGGGUGUAGAUUUACCCCAGCUCCUGCAGAGUGGACAGAAGCUGGAGGAGCUUUGUGCACUGGACAUGAAGAUCUGCAGAGCAUAGACACAGAGUUCCUGGAUGUGUCCAACCUCAGACCAGAGUAUAAUAUUUACAAAGCUGUGUCUGCUUUGGCUCAUGCCCUUGAUGAUCUGCUGCACUGUGAACCAGGGAGAGGGCCUUUCCCUGGGAACAGCUGUGCCACUUUGGACACGCUGGAGCCAGUGCAGCCCCCUCAGUCAGUGUGCAGUGACAGUUGUCCCAGUGGAAGUCGCAUGGCCAGAAAGAAAGGUCAGCCUGCGUGUUGCUUUGACUGUAUCCUCUGCUCUGACGGCACCAUCACCAACACUACAGACUCCAUGGAGUGCAGCGUGUGUCCAGAGGACUUCUGGUCCAGUCCUGCUCGUGACCAGUGUGUUCCUAAGAAAACUGAGCCUACCACGAGCCUCUGGGCAUCUGUCUGA